AAAUCUUUAAAUUCAAACUGCAGGUGCUCAUAAAUUGCUUCAUUUUUUUUUUCAAAAGAAAUUUGAAUUUCUGAGGCUAAUGUGCUUUACCACUUGUUAUGAUUUGAAGAUUUGAAGUCGGUUUUGGUUUUUUCAAUAGAAGAUUUGAGCUUUUGAUUUGGGUUUUUUUGUUAUAUGUUGAAGAGGCUGUAAUGAAGUGAUAUGAAGUUGCUAAUAUGAGCGAUGGAGAGAGUUCCAGAGAAGUGGAUACAAGUUUAAAUAAAAGGAGGAGAAAAAACGAUGAAUUCGCACAGGCAAUUGCGAGGAUUGCGGUGGCUCAAGUGUGUGAAAGUGUAGGGUUUCACGGGUUUCAGCAGUCUGCACUCGAUACAUUUUCUGAUACUGUUUGCAAGUAUAUUCGUGAGAUAGGGAAGACGUCGAGUUUCUAUGCUAAUUUAGCUGGUAGGACAGAAUGUAAUGUGUUUGAUGUAAUUCAAGGGUUGGAAGAUUUGAGUAUUGCACAAGGGUUUGUUGGAGCAUCUGACCGAGAUCAUUGUUUGUUGGAGUCAGGGAUUGUUAAAGAGGUUUCGCAGUAUGUUAGUUUGUCGGAAGAAAUUGGGUUUGCUUAUUCAGUUCCUUCUUUUCCGGUAGUUAAAGAACGGGAGGUUACGUCAAGUUUUUUGCAAUCUGGUGAAACGCCACCAACUGAUGAUAUUCCCCCCUGGUUACCUAAAUUUCCUGAUUCGAAUACAUAUACUAGCAUGUCUUUGGCUGUUACGGAAGAAGCUGAAACAAGGCCUGAUAAAGUUGAGCAAGAACAGAAGGUUCUAGAACCACCACCAUGGAAAUUGUACCAGUUCUGGGCACAUAAUGAGUCUGAAUUUCCUGUGUCUUUUGAACAUGGAGAAAACACUGAAAGGGAGCGACCGGGUAAUCCUUUUCUUGCUGUGCCUCUGCAGCCUGGAGAAAAGGAGGUUUCUAUGAUUUCACUUCCUGCUAAGCUUAACGAAGAAGAUGUGGUGCAAAAUCAUAGCAAUCAUGUUUCCGAAUUGGAUACGUUUGUUCCAGUAAAUCAGGGUGUUAAAAGAAGUGGUCGUGAUACCGAGGAAAUUAGUGCAAAUGCUGUCUUGAACAACAGACCUACAGUGCAAAUGAAAUUUCACAAUGCCAAAAAGUCAUUGGAUAUUGAAGUUAGACAUAAUGACAAAGGGAAAGAAAAGGUUGCGUCUUGGUUCCGGAAUAAUGAGGCAUGGGACGAGAAAGAAAAGAGAUCAGAGAAACUUCCAAGGGAGGUAAUGGAUGUUGAAGAACAUACUGGAAACGAUUCAGUUGUACAUUAGGAAGACUAGAGUAGUUUGUAUACUAUUUUGAUAUCCUAGCAGCACAUGCUAGUCCCGGAGUAGUCUAAGUCAGAGGGAUAUAUCUUUCAUAGGGGGGAAUGUCCCACAUUAACACGUUUUCUGAGGUAUGUUUGUAGUUUCCAUCAUGACCUUGUUAGUGAAUGAUAAUUCUUUUCAAUUGAAAUUCUUUACUUUGCAACUUGUGAUAUA
Messenger RNA from Erigeron canadensis, 1529 nucleotides. Its product is annotated as transcription initiation factor TFIID subunit 8-like. The transcript is spliced from 2 exons. Gene Ontology annotation, cellular component: transcription factor TFIID complex. The record is from RefSeq and is a predicted model, not a curated record. Gene Ontology annotation, molecular function: protein heterodimerization activity. Lineage: Eukaryota; Viridiplantae; Streptophyta; Magnoliopsida; Asterales; Asteraceae. Bases 216 to 1319 code for a protein of 367 amino acids.